Molecule: messenger RNA, 735 nt
Organism: Echinostoma caproni
Lineage: Eukaryota; Metazoa; Platyhelminthes; Trematoda; Plagiorchiida; Echinostomatidae
Source: the annotation of a GenBank genome assembly
AUGACACAGAAUACCAAUCCACUGGCUGUGUUGCGGGCGGUUGGACCGAUUGGUCGCAGAUUGAUUCAUCACGUUCGCCAAGAUCUCCGAUUUAUGUACGAUCAGAGAAGUCUUCCAUUGGGUGAAUCCAUUGAAGUCCCGUCGGAGAGCGAAGAAUUGGCUCUGAAAAAUGGGGCGUUUCUUCAACAAACAACAACCGACUCGGAGCACGGACUGGACACAUUGAAUUGCUCAUCGCACAACAGUACUGUUACAGAUGACACAAGCGGAGACUCCGAGAAAAAGAAUCUGGAUCCCGUCGAUUUGGAUGGUUCCGUUGCUUUGGAUUAUGUCUAUCACAUCAAUGUGCAGCAACCCAGUGGUGAGGUCGGUUUUCGAGGCAUGUGCAGUUUUGUCGGUUUUGCCUAUCGACCCAUGAUCAUAGAGGGUGCCGGACAUCAGGUACACGCGGAAGCGGCCGAAGAAUUCAAUGCAUAUGUGAAUGCAGUUUGUGAGCAAGUGGAUCGUGGUGUGGCCUGUAACCCGGUACCGCCCGGAGAGCAUGAUUACUUGAAAUUGAGUACACCAGUCACGAACACUCAAACGUCCGAACAACGACUUCCACGGAAACGUUCUGCAGUCAACACUGUAAGACAGAUGAUGGCCAGUCGUCCCGAGGAAUUCAAUAAACUAGUGCCUACAACAUCAGCUCCUCAUCGACUGGGACACGAAGCGAGUGAUGAAGCUUCAGAUUGA